AUGACAUUCGAGCCGAUAAGACCGGCUGCGCCAGUGACCAGGACGUGCAUGACGGUGAGGUGUACCUUGACGAGUCGGCGCCGCAAAGUCCCUGACGCUCUCCGCCAGCGCAUCGAGACCAGCUGUGAUCGUUGCAAGACGCGCAAGCGCCGCUGUAUACGCGCGUCCGAGACGUCCAUAUGCACAUCUUGUCAGGAGGCCGAGACAGAGUGCAGGACCACUUUACCUCGGAAACGCCGCCCGACCGCAUCCCAAUCCAAUGCUCGCUACGCCCUCCUCGACAGCAUUGUCCGCAAGGCCUACCCCGACAAUGACACCGAUAGUCUGGCGGGACUGGCGGCACUGGCGGAGAGACUGGGUGUGGAGGAGGGGAAAGCAGGUUCAGACUUAGGGGAAGGGAGUGAGGCGAUAUGCGGGCCAUUAAUAGAGCCAUCUGAGGUCCCAGAGGGAUGGCUCGUUCCUGCUCCACGAGGCGGUCAUCACUAUGUCGGCUCCUCGUCUCUCGUCUUCUUCGCGCGGUGCGCUCGCGAGAUCAUCGGCAAGUCAAACAUGCUCAAUCAGCCUGCAUUUGACGAGGCGGGUCUACGGCGAUACCUCAAGGCGACCGAGUUCACCACCUACAAGGUCAGCCAUACCAUCGAGGCGAACCUCCAGGGUCAUCCUGCCACCCUUGCUGCCUCUCCCUCGGCCACCAUAGAUGCUGGCGUAUCCCCUCGGGACGGUCUCGGCCGCCAGCGGCUCGAGCGCGCCCUCGCCGACCGACUCGUCGCGGCGUACUUUGACCGCGUACAUGCCAAUCUGCCCAUCCUGCAUCGAGGCGCAUUCCAGGUGAAAUUUGAGGGAGGAUAUCAGCCUGGCAGUAUACCGAAGGAGCCAGGUUGGGCCUGCACGCUACAUAUGGUAUACACGCUCGGGGCACAGGUGCUGGAGGGGGAGAUGGCGGGAGCAAGGGAAUUGCAGGAGGAAUACCUCUCCAGCGUCAUUCGGGACGGUCUCGGUCGGCUCGUCCUUACCUCGACCCUAUCCAACGUCCAGGCGCUUCUCUUACUAUCGCUGUAUCAGCACAAUGCGGGGGAGCGCAACACGGCGUGGAUCCUCGUCGGCCAGGCUAUCCGCACCGGCGUCGCGCUCGGUCUCCACCGGGAUGGGGAGAACAACCACUUUGACCCCUUUGAACGCAAUAUCCGUCGUACCGUCUGGUGGACUCUGCACCUGUUCGAACAACUCCUCUCCCUCGCUCUCGGCCGUCCAUCGUUCACCGACGCAUUCAACGUCAAUGCCGGUAUGCCAGAACCCUCCUUCGAAUCCAGCAUCGGUCUCCCUACCCAUCACUUUGAGAGGCAAGUCUCGCUCUCGCGCGUCAUCGUCCGGAUCAAACAGGCCGUCGCGGUGGUAUCGGUUCACUACGAGGACCCGGUCCGCUUGCUCGAGUGGUAUCCAGCCGUCAUGGCCAUACACAGCCAAAUCGAGGCAUGGCGCAUGGUCCACCAGCCGGAAUUGACAAGCGGUCAACCCUUCCUUCCCCUCCGGCAAUCCACCCUUCUCCUCGUCUGGGCAGACUAUCUCGAGUCUGUCCUCUGCCGGCCCUUCCUGCUUUGCCGGGUCAAUCAAGACAUCAAGCAUAGCGGGAGGCCGGAGCAGAUAGACGAGGUAGCUGGACUGUGCCUCGCGGCAGCGCAGGCAUCGGUGGAGAAGCUCCUUGUCCUCGCAAAUAAUGGCAUGCUUGAAGGGUCGGUCUGGCUUGACUUCUACGCCAUACAGCACGCCAUCAUGGUAUCCUCUCUACACGCGCUAGGGCAACCUGAUCAUGCUACCACCGCCGCCCUGCGGGAUCCCACAUCCCAACUCAUAUCCUUUGCGCAACAAACCCGUCUCGCUCCGACAUACCGCAUCACCAUGAACGUCGCCUUGCAAUUGGCAUUCAUUAGCGGCAUUGCGAACGACCUUCGCGUCAGUACUCGACACCACUCCCCUUCUGCACAACCCUCGGAACUCCCUGCCCAGCCCCAUCCCAACCCCACCCUCACCGAUAUCGAACAACUCUUCGGCCAGCUUCCCCCAGAUGGCCAGCGGCAACCUGACAUCUUCUCUGAUAUGUUCAGUAUGGGGUAUGCGCCGGAUGAAGGGAAUCAGUGGGACUUUUUCACGUUUGGGGAUAUCGCGCACGGAGCGUUGGGGGGGCAAUGA
Messenger RNA from Dioszegia hungarica, 2187 nucleotides. Its product is annotated as fungal-specific transcription factor domain-containing protein. Gene Ontology annotation, molecular function: zinc ion binding; DNA binding; DNA-binding transcription factor activity, RNA polymerase II-specific. NCBI's taxonomy places the organism in Eukaryota, Fungi, Basidiomycota, Tremellomycetes, Tremellales, Bulleribasidiaceae. Bases 1 to 2187 code for a protein of 728 amino acids. The transcript has 2 exons. Gene Ontology annotation, biological process: regulation of DNA-templated transcription; DNA-templated transcription. The record is from RefSeq and is a predicted model, not a curated record.